UUUCCCCGCAGAGGGAUGCAGCAGGAGGAGGAGGCUGAAGAACAACACGAGCUGAGCAUCAUUUUUCGGAGAUGCUGAACUGAUCGCGCAUGUUUGUGGACGUCAAAAGAGCCUGUGCGUGUCUCCGUUAUUAUUCCUCCUCCUCGGUACGGAGGGGGGAUGCUAAAGCCGUUAAUACCCCUAAAGCCUUUAGAGCUCUCUGUGCUACUUCUAGAGGGAUGCCUUCAUCCAGGACAGGAGAGGAAAGAAGAGUGUGGGCCGCGCUUUUUCUUCUAGCCAACAUCAGCAUCAGCAUCAGCACCACCAUGGCAGCAAUGGGUCAGUGCCCCCGCAGCCUGGACUGUGCCCGUGAAAGACGUCAUUUUUGCCAGCCUGGCUCGUCCCACUGCGGCCCAUGUCUGUCUCCGUUCAUAGAGAACAAGAGAGGGAGGUGUGUGGUCAGGAGACGGAACCACAUCAAAGAAGUGGAGGUGCGUCCCGAGCUAGACGAAGAGAUCGACUUCCUCUCUUCAAUCAUAACCAAAAACAGAGAGACUGAGAUGAAACACACAGCGCCCUCUCAGGUUGCCCCUCACCUCAAAGAUGACUCUGCAAGGCCAAGGAGUCACAACAGAGUGGAAUUCUCACCCAGUUAUGAUGCAGCUCUACAGCCUGUAACACACACACUCACCACAUCGUCCACUACCACCAGCUCCAGCCCCAACACCAUCAAUCCUCUGAUAUCAGCCAUGCAGAGCGCCCCGAUUAUUGUACCCUUCCCGUCUGAGGACCACUCUUAUAUCGUUACAGCAGGAGUUUGUCUUAUGGUGGCUUCGGUGGCACUGGUUUUGGUUGGAGUGUGCUGGGUGAGGAUGCAGAGAGGAACUCGUUUGGCACAGAAAGUGGACUACCCGGCCUUCGGGGUGAUGAACCCCCACUCUUACGACAGCGCAGCUUCUGGAGAUAAAAACUUGGCCCAGAGUGCUCAGAUGUACCAUUAUCAGCACCAGAAACAGCAGAUGUUGUCACUUAAACAAAGAGAUGAACCCAAGAUCCCUGAAUCAGCAGCUACCUCGGAUGAGGAGAAUGAGGAUGGAGACUUCACUGUGUACGAAUGCCCUGGACUCGCCCCAACUGGUGAGAUGGAGGUGAAGAACCCUUUGUUUGACGACUCCACCCUUCAUCUUCAUCUUGACCUGCAAAAAAGCUACAACUGAACCCGGACUGUAAAUGCGCAAUCACGUUCAAUACACAUCCACAGUCUUACACCGAGGUCGAAUCCCAUCUGUGAUCCAUCACGAAGACGGCAUAAAGUAGAGGAAGGCAGCUGGGAAAUUGAAAAAGGUGAAGAGGAUACGGACUGCAUGGAAUCGAAUUCACAAGGGUCAACAAGGGCAGCUCUGGUGUUCCUAGUCAUUUUCCGUUUUCCACAUUCGGCUCCCUCCGUUCAUCAGUUAUUGACUGUUACAUUGUGUGUAGAAACUGGAAAGUUAACAUAUCUGCCUAAACAAAUGAUUUGCCUUCAAACUUACAUGUGUGUACACUCUCCUGCAUGGAUUGAGCAUUUCCUCUAAUACUCACAACCCUUCCUUUGGAGGAACAAUACAUUGGCAACCAUGAGCAAAAAGAGUUUGUUUUUAUUUAUUUAUUUAUAUUUAUUUAUUUAUUUAUUUAUUCAAUCAUUAUGAUGUAUCUCAUGUUUAAAUCUUUUGCACAUGAGUUCCUGCUCUCCCUAGUCUUGCUGAAAUUGUCCACUUUCAGAAGUAGGCAGUGUACCAUGGCCUUUACAGUAUAUGCACGCAUCAGUAUAAAACAUGUCCGCGCAUGUCAGUUCCUGUUUUCCACACUGCUUUCUUUCACGGCAAAACGAAGCUUCUAGUAUCCGAUCUGACCCGGGAUUUUUAACUUUAGCAGGAAGGCUUUAUAUUUUGCAUGUUCAUGAUUUGUUAGUGCCCUCCAGGCGCUAGAUGGGGUUUAUUGGCACCAGCUCUGGGCUCAUAAGUUUCUUAUAUUCAGUUAUGCAACAGAAAAGAAAAGCAUAAGCACAGCACAAUGAAGAAGCUGAUAGUGUUGCUGCGGGGGGGGGUCACGGUGGCUUAGUGGUUAGCACGUUCGCCUCACACCUCCAGGGUCGGGGUUCGAUUCCCGCCUCCACCUUGUGUGUGUGGAGUUUGCAUGUUCUCCCCGUGCCUCGGGGGUUUCCUCCCCCGGUCCAAAGACAUGCAUGGUAGGUUAAUUGGCAUCUCUGGAAAAUUGUCCCUGGUGUGUGAUUGCGUGAGUGAAUGAGAGUGUGUGUGUUUGUGCCCUGCGAUGGGUUGGCACUCCGUCCAGGGUGUAUCCUGCCUUGAUGCCCAAUGACGCCUGAGAUAGGCACAGGCUCCCCGUGACCCGAUGUAGUUCGGAUAAUCGGUAGAAGAUGAAUGAAUGAAUGAAUAGUGUUGCUGCUUGAUGGUCCCCGGUUCAAUCCUGAGCUUUUGUUACUGUGUAGAGUUUCAAAUAUUCUUCUUGUACCUUUCUGACUGUUUCCACCUGCCUCCCGAAAACAUUCCAUUGGGUGGAUUGGAUACACUAAAUUAUCCUUACUGUAGGUGUGAAUGUAUGUCAUUUUCAGGAAAUAUUUCCAGUUUGCACCUAGUGUUCAUGGGAAAGGCUCCGGAUCCAUCACUACCCUAGCCAAGCUGAGUACAUUAAUUGGUUAAACUGGUUAAAAACUAUGGUGGCUCAAUGGUCAGGGCUCUGGACUGCUGUGGUUAGAUGGCAUAUUCUCUCUCCCCGUCACUCAGAGCAACACUAGGAAAUCAAUGGGUAUCUUUGAUGGGGGGAGCAGGUCAGGACCGGUGGUUCUUCAUGCAUAUGAUCCCAGAGCUCAGGUCCAAUAUCGGGUCACUACUCAGCCAUCGGAUCUUAACUUUUCAUUUGUACAAUAUUGUGAAUACUGUGCACUGGGAAAUGAGCUCGAGCAUAAAAUUACUUGAUGCUUAAACAUAUCAAACCUGUCAUUGGAUUUCAACAGCUAGAUUGUAAAAUACAACCUACUGUCCGCUCACACCACCUGUGAAUUUACUGUACGUACCGACAAGCCACACUAUAUGAUUUAUAGACGUCAUGAUGUUCCUUUCUACCAAAGUAGAGUCAGUGAUGGUAUUUUCUAAAACUAGUUGUGGUUUUAAUAUUUUCAUAAUUGUGCACAUAUGAAUAAGCCUAAAUGAUAUAAUGUAGCCUUUGUAUAGUCUGUAUUGGUCUUACUAUGCAUGAGCCGAAGCUAUGGAAUGAUAAAAGGGAGUCUGUAUGCAUUUUCAACACUGCUUCAUGACCCUAAACGUACUUACCCUGCUGAAACGUCCCGUUUUAUGUUUUGGUCUAAACAAACCUGAGAAAACUGACACAGCAACUGUGAAAACUGGCAAUUACGUAUUGAAUGUGAGCUGACCGCUGCUCGUCCUGACGAUCUGUGAUGUGCCCUGUUCAAUAUAACUGCAACUCUGUAUAAAAAAAAAGACUUGAGGCCUGCCUGCUCAGUUUGCUGUAUUUGUACAAACCCCUGUCAUCUCUGCAGUAGACCUCGCAUUGCCCCUGGCGAUUUGAUGGCAUGCUCGGUUGAAGUAUUUUAUUUUUUUAUUUAUUUAUUUUUGCUGCUGGUUCUCAGGAAAACUGCCAACAGUAGCAAGAUCUUCAUUAACCCUCAUCUCCUUUCAACUCGUAAAUAUUCCCCAGGACGGUCUUGGAGCGACUGUCUAUUAAAAUGGCUUCAUCCUGAAGUAUGUUGUCUUAUUUUUAUUCUUGCAGAUACAGAAA
Messenger RNA from Tachysurus vachellii, 3774 nucleotides. It is a transcript of the gene npdc1b, whose product is annotated as neural proliferation, differentiation and control, 1b. Lineage: Eukaryota; Metazoa; Chordata; Actinopteri; Siluriformes; Bagridae. Gene Ontology annotation, cellular component: membrane. The transcript has 9 exons. Bases 90 to 1196 code for a protein of 368 amino acids. The record is from RefSeq and is a predicted model, not a curated record.